AUGUCUGGACGACGAAAGGGAGGAAAGGGACUCGGUAAAGGAGGCGCAAAGCGUUACUGCAAAGUUCUCCGUGAUAACAUCCAGGGAAUUACCAAGCCCGCCAUCCGCCGCCUGGCUCGCCGUGGCGGAGUGAAGCGUAUCUCCGGUCUGAUCUACGAGGAGACCCGCGGCGUGUUGAAGGUUUUCCUGGAGAACGUGAUCCGCGAUGCUGUCACCUACACCGAGCACGCCAAGAGGAAGACCGUGACCGCCAUGGACGUGGUGUAUGCUCUGAAGAGACAGGGCCGCACUCUGUCCUCUGCUUUAUCAGCCAAGUCAGGUUCAAGAAACAAAAUGGCAAGAACCAAGCAGACCGCUCGUAAAUCCACCGGAGGCAAAGCCCCCAGGAAGCAGCUGGCCACUAAGGCUGCACGUAAGAGCGCCCCGGCCACCGGCGGCGUGAAGAAGCCUCACCGUUACAGGCCCGGUACCGUGGCUCUGAGAGAGAUCCGUCGCUACCAGAAAUCCACGGAGCUGCUGAUCCGCAAGCUGCCCUUCCAGCGCCUGGUGAGAGAAAUCGCUCAGGAUUUCAAGACCGACCUGCGCUUCCAGAGCUCCGCUGUCAUGGCUCUGCAGGAGGCCAGCGAGGCUUACCUGGUCGGCCUGUUCGAGGACACCAACCUGUGCGCCAUCCACAAGAUGUCUGGACGCGGAAAGGGAGGAAAGGGACUCGGUAAAGGAGGCGCAAAGCGUCACCGCAAAGUUCUCCGUGAUAACAUCCAGGGAAUCACCAAGCCCGCCAUCCGCCGCCUGGCUCGCCGUGGCGGAGUGAAGCGUAUCUCCGGUCUGAUCUACGAGGAGACCCGCGGCGUGUUGAAGGUUUUCCUGGAGAACGUGAUCCGCGAUGCUGUCACCUACACCGAGCACGCCAAGAGGAAGACCGUGACCGCCAUGGACGUGGUGUAUGCUCUGAAGAGACAGGGCCGCACUCUGUACGGCUUCGGCGGAUAAACACACUUUCCAA
Limanda limanda (common dab) is the source of this 1003-nucleotide messenger RNA. RefSeq names its product histone H4-like. Gene Ontology annotation, biological process: nucleosome assembly. The record is from RefSeq and is a predicted model, not a curated record. Gene Ontology annotation, cellular component: nucleosome. Lineage: Eukaryota; Metazoa; Chordata; Actinopteri; Pleuronectiformes; Pleuronectidae. Bases 1 to 990 code for a protein of 329 amino acids. Gene Ontology annotation, molecular function: structural constituent of chromatin; DNA binding; protein heterodimerization activity. The transcript has 4 exons.